Molecule: messenger RNA, 1188 nt
Organism: Trachymyrmex cornetzi
Lineage: Eukaryota; Metazoa; Arthropoda; Insecta; Hymenoptera; Formicidae
Product: matrix metalloproteinase-25-like
Exons: 1
Coding region: 1-1188 (395 amino acids)
Biological process (GO): collagen catabolic process; proteolysis; extracellular matrix organization
Cellular component (GO): extracellular matrix
Molecular function (GO): zinc ion binding; metalloendopeptidase activity
Source: RefSeq, a predicted model, not a curated record
AUGCGUAAACUACGAUGUGGUCUCCCAGAUAUUCCACAUCAUGAGCACAAUACAGGUAUACAUAAAUGGAUGAAAAUAAAUCUUACGUGGAACUUUCAUUUGGCAAAUGCAAAUGUCUUAAAAACUACAGCAUUCGCAUUCUCGUUAUGGGCAGCAAAUUCAUCCUUAACAUUCGAGCGUAAAAUAUUAUACCCUGACAUUUUAAUAUCUUACCGUAGUGGUACUCACACAUAUGUUGAUCACAAACGUAACGCAGAAAUUUGCCCCUCUUCAUUCGGCGGUCGUGGUGGAGUACUCGCUCACGCGUUUUAUCCUUCACGUAAUCCUAAUUAUACCGAAAUACAUGUUGACAAUGCAGAAGCGUUUGCGUUUGCUAAAAAUACUAAUACAACUGUUAAACUCAACUUAGAAGAUAUUUUAGCGAUUCAGCAUCUAUAUGGAAGUAACAAACCAGGAAUAACAACAACUACUACUACUACUACUAUAAAACCACCAACAACGACUACUAAAAUUCCAACAAAUAAGCCUGAUAAAAUAGAUCUCUGUGAAUUACAAUAUGUGGAUACUAUAUUAAUAUUAAAUCAUCGAAUAUUCGUCACGUAUCAAGGCUAUAUAUGGUCGAUAAAUAUAAAUGAUAACAAAUAUGGCGGACCAUUUGAGCUAAAUACUUACAUGAAUUUCCUCCCAAAAAAUUUCUCUUUGUCAGCCGCGUACCAAAGACCCUCGGGUGAAAUAGUACUAUUUAUAAAUUAUAUGGUUUAUAUGGUCAUUUAUCCCAGUUUCAAAUUAAAAGAAGGCUGGCCGAAACAUCUAAAAAAUUCGGGAAUUCCCCCAAACGUUGUAAUUAAUAUCGCGAUAAAUACUCACAAAGGACGAACAACCUACGUAAUCUUCGAUGAUAACGAUGUGGCGCAAAUAGACGAAUGUACUCUGACUGUUAAUGUAUAUCAAACGUCACAAUCAAUAUUUCCAGGAAUACCACCAUCUCCAACCAUAGCUUUCCGAUAUAUGGAUGGUAAUAUUUAUUUUGCUAAGAAACAACAAUUUUACCAAUACAACGAAUUCAAGAGAAUCGUGACAAAAGCGGAUAAAUUUAGUAUAAAAAAAAUACUUAACACUGAAUGUUCAAGAGAUGGAUUAUUGCAACAGUUGCAAGAUAUCUUGAAUCAAUUCAUUCAGUACAGUUAA